AAGGGAGGCGGAGUGUUCCGAUUGGCUGCCGGGGGAUUGGUUGCCAGAGACAGGAACGGCGAGGCCGAGGCGUCCUUUUUUUCCUCUCAGGUUGAACCGAGGAGCCGCCAUCAUUGCCGCCUCAAGAGCCAUGGCUUCGACUUCGUGGGCGCCCAAGGUCUUCCGCUUUCUAGGGGGUUUCAAAAGCCAAAAACAGGUGACCAGAAGUUUUGGUAGUUCUACUCAGACAGUAACUUUGAUCCCAGGCGAUGGCAUCGGACCCGAAAUAUCAAAUGCCGUCAUGGAGAUUUUUGGGGCGGCAAAGGCUCCUGUUCAGUUCGAAGAGCGAAAUGUGUCUGCGAUCCAAGGACCGGGAGGGAAGUGGAUGAUCCCUUUAGACGCCAAAGAAUCCAUGGACAAGAACAAGAUAGGACUGAAAGGCCCUUUGAAGACGCCGAUUGCAGCUGGCCACCCGUCGAUGAACCUGUUGCUCCGCAAAACCUUCGACCUUUACGCCAACAUCCGACCCUGCGUCUCAAUCGAAGGCUACAAAACCCCCUACGCCGACGUCGACAUCGUCACGAUACGGGAGAACACGGAGGGCGAAUACAGCGGGAUUGAGCAUGUGAUUGUUGACGGCGUCGUCCAGAGUAUCAAACUCAUCACCGAAGACGCCAGCAAGCGUAUUGCUGACUUUGCGUUCGAAUACGCCAGAAACAAUCAGAGAAGCAAAGUGACAGCCGUGCAUAAAGCAAACAUUAUGCGAAUGUCCGAUGGCUUGUUCCUGAAGAAAUGCAGAGAAGCGGCGGAGAACUGUAAAGAUAUCAAAUUCAAUGAAAUGUAUCUCGACACUGUGUGUCUGAAUAUGGUGCAAGAUCCAACGCAGUUUGAUGUCCUUGUUAUGCCAAAUUUGUACGGUGAUAUCCUGAGUGACUUGUGCGCGGGAUUGAUCGGAGGCCUCGGGGUGACGCCAAGCGGGAACAUUGGUGCCAACGGAGUGGCCAUCUUCGAGUCGGUCCACGGCACAGCUCCGGAUAUUGCCGGGAAGGACCUGGCGAAUCCGACGGCGCUCCUCCUGAGUGCGGUCAUGAUGCUGCGUCACAUGGGGUUGCAGGAAUACGCCACCAAAAUAGAAGACGCCUGCUAUGCCACCAUUAAAGACGGGAAGGUCUUGACCAAAGAUUUGGGAGGCAACGCCAAGUGUUCGGAGUUCACCGCAGAGAUCUGUCGCCGGGUGAAAUUAGCGGAAUAAAAAAAAAUCCACCUCUUCAUAUCAUAACCGGUUUUCAGUCACUCCUCAUUCGCCGUAUCUGCAAAUGUACAUUCAUUUCAUUUGCUUUUUUUCUCGUUUGAGAGGAAAGCAAACUUUUAAAGCAGGGGCUCUCUUUUUUUUAAUACAUCCCACCCGAGGCAUUCUUGUGCCUGCCUUUGCUUUACUAUUUGUCUCCCUUAUUUAUUACACUUCUGUUGGUAAACGAAAUAUAUAACUGUGAGCAGACAUUGCAUGAAAUAAUGUCCUCUGGUUAUCAUUGUCAUAUUCUGGAAACGCUUGACGCUAAUCAUCCCCCAAAUGAAAACAAAUGAGUUGGGCUUUUAAAAAAAAUAAUCAGGAUACUUUUAUUGUUUUGUUUUGGCAAUCUGCUUUCCAUGUAGGAAGUGUAUAUUCAGACAGUCUUUUAAAAGCACAAGGAAAUAAAUAUUUUCUUCCUUUUUUUUCCCCUAAUGGGAUGUGAAAACUGUCCUUGGAAAGCACCGACUUCAACUGCCACCAUUCCUAACAGCCUUUCCCCCCUUAGCCAGUUAAGUUUAUUCUUCACUCCCUCCGUUCUGAAACCUAAUCUGGCUUCUCGGGAAAACUCCCGAUUCACAAGGGAACUGAGAAGGCUGAGGGGGAAAAGGAAAGGACCUGAGGCUGUUAGGAAUGGUGGGAGUUGGAGUCCAAAACACUAGAGAGUGGUCCCAAGUUUGCCCAUAACUGAUCUAGACAAACACUAAAUAUAUAAUGUGCAAAUUCUUGUAUCCAAAGGCCUUUUCUGUUGUACUUGAGCUUAUCUAGAUAACAUACAUAUAUAUAUAUAUAUAUAUAUAUAUAUAUAUAUAUAUAUAUAUAUUUUCAGUUUACAUUUAAGUCUUCCUCUUCAGGGAUUAUUAGGAGUGCGAGGCACUCAAAAGAGGAGACGCAGAAGCAGAUAAAAUAUAUAUAUUGCAAGGUUAAGGCUAGUUGGGGGACAUAUCGUUGCCGCUGAAAAAGGUGAAUGAAUAGGGUGGCAUCACUGAUUUGUGAGGGUUUUUUUCCCCUUUGUGUCCCAAACCAAACAGUUAAUGAAAAAUAACCAAAGGAAUCGAGGAAUAUUUUGGUAUUAGAGAAGGAAGAGAUGCAGGGAAGUUGCGUGAUUGGCACCUGUACAUCUUCCAUCACUUCUACAAUGCUGCCUUAGUGAAGGGAAAUGUGCAAAUGGUUAGCGUGGAAGAGGUCAGAUGUUAUAUUUUGUGCAUUAUGUCCCAUCAGAAGUAUGAAUAUUGGAGCCUUUGGGUGCCCAAUGUCCACAAUGCAGCUUCCAGUUGGGCCUCCAAAAAACUCAAAGAGAUUGCAAUGAAGAGGCCGUGUGUUUCCAUGUUUGCUUUUGUACCACGCGGAUACUUUUCUCAUCUUUCGACAACGAGCUUCUCCGAUCCUGGGAACAGCACUUGAAUGUGUUUACUUUUGCUGCUGCUGCUUCUUUCUGUCUGUUUGUCCGUCUCUUGAAUUGUACAAAGCGACCGGGAUUGACUCUUCUUCUUGCGCACAAAGUGAGGAAUAAACACCUCCCAAAGCUA
Anolis carolinensis (green anole) is the source of this 2796-nucleotide messenger RNA. RefSeq names its product isocitrate dehydrogenase (NAD(+)) 3 catalytic subunit alpha (gene idh3a). The record is from RefSeq and is a predicted model, not a curated record. Gene Ontology annotation, biological process: tricarboxylic acid cycle; isocitrate metabolic process. Gene Ontology annotation, cellular component: mitochondrion. Gene Ontology annotation, molecular function: isocitrate dehydrogenase (NAD+) activity; magnesium ion binding; NAD binding. The transcript is spliced from 11 exons. Bases 131 to 1231 code for a protein of 366 amino acids. Lineage: Eukaryota; Metazoa; Chordata; Lepidosauria; Squamata; Anolidae.